UAGCACCACAAUAUCAGCUUCUCCGUGCAAACCCAAAUGUCAUGCAUCAUAUUCAUAGACGCACAAACCCACCCUUUCUUCGUUUUCUUCGCAAAUCACGAUCACAGUCACAAUACACAGGGAAAGGAAGCACCUUUUUUCCUUCACGUGCUUCAACUUCUGUCUCUACAACUUUACACUGUAAACCCAAAGAGAAAAAAAAAAAACAAAAAACAAAAAAACUCCCAACUUGUGGGGAAUUUUUAGCAAGACUUUUGCAAGUGCUAAUCUUUUGAAAGAUGUCUUCCAUUCCGAAAGAUCGGUCACACAAGGGAAACUUGAAGAAUCCAGAGGCACUAGAUAGGCCAAAGGCUUCGAAUAAAGAGAGUGUAGCAGAAGUGGAGAGGUCACACAAUGGAGAUUUGAAGAAUCUAGAAGCACCAGAGAGUGUGGCAGAAGUGGGGAAAUUUGAUUUCUUAAAAGCAUUAGAAAGGCCAAGGCCUUUGAAUAUAGAGAGACAAAGAUCGUGUGAUGAAAGAACAAUGAGUGAACUAUCCAUAGGCAUUUCUCCACGUCAAUUGACCGCAAAAGCUGAAAACUGUUCUCGCCUGGGGGACCAUCUUGAUCAUCUAAAUUCUCCUCUGCCAAAGUCAGGUCUUAACACUCCCAGAUCAGCUACAUUUGAUUCACAUUCAAUAGCAUCGGAAGCUUGGGAUGCUCUAAGGCGUUCCUUGGUAUAUUUCCGCGGUCAGCCAGUUGGUACAAUUGCUGCUUUGGAUAAUUCUGAUGAAAAACUUAAUUAUGAUCAGGUUUUUGUAAGAGACUUUGUCCCAAGUGCUUUGGCUUUUCUAAUGAACGGGGAACCAGACAUUGUUAAAAAUUUUAUCUUAAAGACCCUUCGCCUUCAAUCAUGGGAGAAAAAGAUUGACAGGUUCCAGCUGGCAGAAGGGGUGAUGCCUGCUAGUUUUAAAGUAUUCCAUGAUCCAGUCAGAAACCAUGAAACCCUUAUAGCAGAUUUUGGUGAAAGUGCAAUAGGCAGGGUUGCUCCUGUUGAUUCUGGAUUUUGGUGGAUUAUUCUACUUCGUGCAUACACAAAGUCUACAGGAGACUCUUCUUUGGCUGAACUACCCGAAUGUCAAAAGGGUAUGCGCUUGAUCCUGAGUUUAUGCCUGUCAGAAGGGUUUGACACGUUUCCGACUUUACUAUGUGCUGAUGGAUGCUGCAUGAUUGAUCGUAGAAUGGGUGUUUAUGGUUAUCCAAUUGAAAUUCAAGCAUUGUUCUUCAUGGCUUUAAGAUGUGCCUUGCAAUUGCUUAAGCAAGAUGCUGAAGGGAAAGAGUUCAUGGAAAGAAUUUUGAAACGGUUGCAUGCCUUGAGCUAUCACAUGAGGAGCUACUUUUGGUUGGAUCUGAAGCAGCUUAACGAUGUAUACCGGUUCAAAACAGAAGAGUACUCACAUACUGCAGUGAACAAGUUCAAUGUUAUUCCUGAUUCUUUACCAGAUUGGAUAUUUGAUUUCAUGCCUCAUCAUGGUGGAUACUUUCUUGGGAAUGUGAGCCCUGCUAGGAUGGAUUUCCGGUGGUUUUGUCUGGGCAAUUGCAUUGCAAUUUUGUCGUGCAUGGCAACAACUGAACAGUCAACUGCAAUCAUGGAUCUCAUUGAAUCACGGUGGGAGGAAUUAGUUGGGGAUAUGCCUGUCAAAGUUUGUUAUCCAGCUCUUGAAAGCCAUGAAUGGAGGCUCAUAACAGGAUGUGACCCAAAAAAUACUAGAUGGAGUUACCACAACGGGGGAUCUUGGCCAGUUCUUUUAUGGCUUCUGGUUGCGGCGUCGAUCAAGACUGGGAGACCCCAAAUUGCGAGACGUGCCCUACAAGUGGCUGAGACCAAAUUGUCAAAGGACAGCUGGCCCGAAUAUUAUGAUGGAACGUUGGGCCGAUACGUUGGAAAGCAGGCCCGUAAAUUCCAGACCUGGUCCAUUGCUGGUUACUUGGCCGCUAGGAUGAUGAUGGAUGAUCCAUCACAUUUAGGUCUUGUAGCACUCGAAGAAGACAAGCUGCUAAAGCCAUUACUCAAGAGAUCAAAUUCAUGGACUUUUUGAGUUUCUUCUUUUUCCAUCAUUUUUUAACACCAAUGAUAAAUUAGGACCAAGCUUUCCAUUUC
Messenger RNA from Cajanus cajan (pigeon pea), 2137 nucleotides. The record is from RefSeq and is a predicted model, not a curated record. Lineage: Eukaryota; Viridiplantae; Streptophyta; Magnoliopsida; Fabales; Fabaceae.